CCGGUACUCGCUUAUUUGAUUGAUAAGAAAUUUAUUCGUUUUUGUGAGGUACUGUCGCGCGGUGGUCGUUUUAUUUGUUUUUAUUUUGUUCGAUCGAAGUCCGGUUAGUACCGGAGUUGGUCCGGCGUGGUUUUCGUUUGAGGUUGCAAAUACUCAACAUGUUUCCGGCAACAUGCCUAGCCCUGAUCGCCCUCGCCCUGAUCGCCCCCACCUCCCAACUAGAGGUCGUCAAUCAAUGGAAAUUCCUGGAUUUCGAUCUGCCAUUUCACUACAACUACGCCGAUAUCCGAUUGGAAAAUACCCUAUUCACAGGAUUGGAGGUCACCGACGACAGGAUAUUCCUGGCGAUGCCCAGAUUACGAGCUGGAGUUCCUGCAACGUUGGCGGUGAUUCCCAGGAAUACUCGCAGGGGAUCCAGUCCGGUUCUCAGGGCCUACCCGGAUUGGUCGUUUCACGAUGGUAUCACUGGAAAUUACAGUUGUAACGGUAUUAUAUCGGUGUACAGGAUGAGAGCGGAUUCCUGCAACAGGUUGUGGGUGCUCGACUCGGGCGUGACGACCUCCUUGGACGACUUCCGGCGGGUGUGCCAGCCCAAGCUGGUGGUGAUCGACCUCUUCACCGAUCGCGUGGUGCGCACCGUGUACUUGCCCGACGGGGUGCUGAGGCCCUCGUCGUUGCUGACCAAUCUGGUGGUGGACGAGAGCAUUCAAGGCAGGUGCGAUUCGGCGUUCGUUUACAUGUCUGAUACGGCUGCACCAGGUUUGGUGGUGUACGAUGGAAGAAGAGAUGAGGCUUGGAGGUUCGUGCAUCCUUCGAUGUUCCCGGAUCCGAAUUUCUCCGAUUACAACAUCAACGGGGAGGAUUUCACGUUGAUGGACGGGAUCGUUGGUAUCACUCAUUCGCCGAAAUUGGGGGUGGUUUACUACCAACCCCUUGCUACUGAUAGGAUAUUUAGUAUACCGACUUCGGUUUUGUCCAAAGGACCUCCGGGGGAAUUCGAAAGGCUUCCCGUGCAAUUCGUCGGUAAGAAAUCAUCGCAAGGUUUAGGCAUCACCGUGAACCUGGUAGACGAGACUAUAUACUUCAGUCCGUUGACGGAAACAUCCGUAGCAGCUUGGAAUCCAAUCACCAAUCAACAAAGGUUGUUGGCCUACGAUCCGGAGAAGCUCCAAUUCUGCGCCGAGCUGCGAUGGAAAAGCGACGGGUACCUGUGGUUGCUGAGCACCAGAUUCCAGAAGUUCUUCCUCAGGAACGUCUCGCCGCAGGAGACCAACCUGCGAAUCAUCCGGAUACCUCUCGCGACCAGAACCACCACAGGACUCACCAACAACCUAUUCUACUGAUCAACC
This is a messenger RNA of Phyllotreta striolata, 1349 nucleotides long. Lineage: Eukaryota; Metazoa; Arthropoda; Insecta; Coleoptera; Chrysomelidae. The record is from the annotation of a GenBank genome assembly.